This is a messenger RNA of Bursaphelenchus okinawaensis, 2088 nucleotides long. The record is from the annotation of a GenBank genome assembly. NCBI's taxonomy places the organism in Eukaryota, Metazoa, Nematoda, Chromadorea, Rhabditida, Aphelenchoididae.
AUGAAGUCUUUCAUUGUCUUAUUACUAAUUUUUUCGCCCGCAAACUCACAGGAUCUCAGCAGCUCGAGGGAGGUAAGAAUUUCAUGAUUUUUGUCAUUUUAGAGGGUCUUAAGAAUUUUUAAAAAGUUUUUAAAAGGUAAGAAUAAUAAUGCUAAAAGGUUUUUUAUAAUAAUUUUAAAAUUUUUUCAAAUUUUAAAGUAAAAAAAAGUCUUGUUGUUAAUUCAUGUGUAUUUUAACAUACAUAAACGACAGGACUUUUUUGACGCUCUAAAAUCUCUUGAUUUUUUAAAAUUUAAAUGGCUAAUAACGAAUCUCAUCACUAGGUGCCCUAUGUAUACAUUAUUGUAUUUUUCAAACUUCGGGGGGGGAAAAGGGGGGGUUAUCAAAAUAUGUCAAAUGAUCAUAGUAUUUGGCAAAUGUAGUUUUUUCUGUCAAUUACGUGGUCUGUGAUUUUUUCAAAGUUUUUUUUGUAUAAAAAAGUAGACAAAAGUGUCGGAUUUCGAUUUGAUCCAUGUACCACGUUAGAAAAAACUUGAGAAUUAAAAAAAGGUUAAAAAUAGAAUAGAACAGAUAUGUAAGAUACAUAAACAAAAAAUUAACUUUUUUAAACUUUCAACAGUUAAAUGGCAAGUAUUUUUUUUUGAAAAGUUAAAAUGUCAAUAAAUUUCUUUACAAAGCAUAAAAUGGCAAGACUUCCUUUACAAAACAAAAAUAACAAAAACAUUCUUUAAAAAACUUAAAAUGGCAAGAACUUUCCUUACAAUACGAAAAAUAGCAAGAACUUCCUUUACAUAACUAAAAAUUGCAUGAACUUUCUUUACAAAACAAAAAAUUAAAAGGACUUUCUUUACAAAUAAAAAUGACAAGAACUUUCUUUACAAAACACCAAAUGGCAAGAAUUUUCUUUACAAAGCAAAAAUGGCAAGAACUUUCUUUACAAAACAGUAAAUGCCAGCAACUUACCUUCAUAAAAAUUUUUUUAAUUUUCAUAAUUUAAUUUUCAAAAAUGAAUACCAUACUUCCAGACAGACUACUGCGAAGACUAUAACCUAUGUUUGGAGAGGUUAGAAGCCAAACAACGAGAAUGUUUGAAGCUUCCAGUUCUCGAGAAGGAAGACUUCGCCAAAUUAACGCCGUUGGCCGAUUGUCAACGGAAAGAAAGGCGAAAGCAACAACGAGAAUUGAAUAAACUACAGUUAAAAAGGACAGAAAUCAUAAGUGAUUGUGUCGCUGCACAUCUGGAUCGUGCUGAAGAUAUCAUGGAUUCGGAUGUGGUAUGUGUUGAUUUUUUUGGCAGAAACUUUUUUUUACAAAAGUCAAAAUGGCAACAACUUUGCUUACAAACUUUAAAAUGACCAAAACUUUCUUUACAGGACACAACUGGCGAGAACUUUCUUUACAAAAUCAAAAAUAGCAAAAACUGUGCUUACAAGAUAAAAAAUAGCAAAAACUUUCUUUACAAAACACAAAAUGGCAAUAACUUUCUUUACAAAACCAAAUUUUAAAGAUAUUAUCAAACUUAAUACCUAUUCAAUUACCUAAAAACUCAAUUGAUCAACCGUAUUCUAGGAAGCCAAGUGUAGGUCGGCGUCGGAGAAACUGCAGAUAUUGAACGAAGUGAUAAUGAAUCCCAAAACAUUUGGCAAAAAGAGUUUAAGGACCAAACGAAAGCAUGUUGUCAUAAAACAGAGUCAUCGAGUUUGUCGCCGAGUCAAGAAAAUGUUGCAGAAGAAGUGCAAUCAAUUGUCCAGGUGUUGUUCUAUCGCUACUGAGUAAGUUUUUUAUGUUCCAAUAGGCAAGAAAUUUUGUUUUACAAAAAAAAUAUAAAAACGUUCUUUACAGUACUUAAAAAGGCAAUAAUUUUCUUUAAAGUACUCGAAAUAGCAAUAACUUUGUUAACAAAACUUGAAAUAGCUUUCUUUAAAAAACAUCAAAUGGCAAACACUUUAGCGCAGACGUAUUUUACCUUUUCUAUAAUAUUAUUUUAGAUGCGAAGUGAAAGCGGACCGUUUCACCGACCAGAUCUAUCAAAUUCGCCGUGAUCUCAGGAAUCCAAAGUCUUCACAGUUAAAGUGUUCGACAGAUUAA